AUGUUUACAGAACUAAAAUCUGAUCAUUCUAAGUUAUCGUAUUUUUGUCAGGCUUUUAGGUCUCAAUUGAUUGAAAUUAGUUUCUCGUUGGAACAAAUAUUUUAUUAUGUGACAUGUGCAUGCGCGUGCGAACCACUGAUUCCGAACGUAUCUACGCACACUAAUGAUCAUUUACUUCGCACACAAACACACUGCGAAACGACUAUAAUACAUCGAAUUGCCUAUACACGACCCCUUAUUAAAUCACCGGAUCGAAUCCCCUUAAUACCUAGCUAG
Molecule: messenger RNA, 276 nt
Organism: Macrosiphum euphorbiae (potato aphid)
Lineage: Eukaryota; Metazoa; Arthropoda; Insecta; Hemiptera; Aphididae
Source: the annotation of a GenBank genome assembly